Messenger RNA from Dendroctonus ponderosae (mountain pine beetle), 2069 nucleotides. Its product is annotated as ribonuclease P protein subunit p40. The coding region runs from base 314 to 1891 and encodes 525 amino acids. NCBI's taxonomy places the organism in Eukaryota, Metazoa, Arthropoda, Insecta, Coleoptera, Curculionidae. The record is from RefSeq and is a predicted model, not a curated record. Gene Ontology annotation, molecular function: ribonuclease MRP activity; ribonuclease P activity. Gene Ontology annotation, cellular component: ribonuclease MRP complex; SCF ubiquitin ligase complex; multimeric ribonuclease P complex. Gene Ontology annotation, biological process: tRNA 5'-leader removal; SCF-dependent proteasomal ubiquitin-dependent protein catabolic process; tRNA 3'-end processing. The transcript is spliced from 3 exons.
GUAUCGGUAGUUUUGCCAGAUUCUUUCAAACUACCCGAUCAGUUCGCUAACGUGCUGGUCAAUGACUGCGAGUAUUACAAGAUCUUGGACUUGAAUCUGGCUGCUUUGUUGGGCUCAAAGUUUCGACAGAAUUUUAUUAAAAAGGGAAAAUUGAUCCUAUUAAGCAUCGGAACUCGAAUUGAUUGUGAUAAUUGCUGUGCUAUUACACCGACCGGCAGUUUGAUUUUGUCGCUCACAAAAGACUCUUAUCAGAGGUUUGGUCUGGACGGUAAAGUAUCCCAUUUUACCAAAAGGAACAAAGACAGAUACAACAAUGCCCAAGUUCAGAGAUGUUCGCUCUUUGAAAACCCUGUCGCUAAAAAGUGUUGGAUCUCUGGUAGUCCAUAUGACGCCAACCAUAAUAUCGAAAUUCCGACAUAGUAAAGAUCCUGAGAAGAUUAUGGGCAGUCUUCAGAGAAGCAUCGACAGAUUAAAUGAAACACUGGUCGCAUACGUUCCUUAUUAUUUGCAUGAAACAAUGGCUGUGGAGGUGUUGGAAGCUGUAAAGGUUUUGAUAGAGAAAAAGCGGAAAACUUGCUACUACAACUAUUCGAUGUCGCACUUCUUAACGGAAAUGAACGUCCUGGUUAGUUUGACUGAGGUAGUGCUCAAUCAUCGAUUGAGAAACAUUGACUUCUCCCGAUGGCCUAAGAUUAUGAGAUAUGUGCUAUAUAAGAACUUGGGCAAGAUGAGCGGCUUGGAGGUGCUGAACCUCGGCUCCUGCACUGGAGGUUGGCGCACAUCCGAGUUCGACAAAUACAUUCUGGAUGGCAUCAGAAUUAUGAGAAAUCUGCGCUCGAUUUGUCUGUGCUUCGACUGUAGCGACCUGGUGAUUCAAACCGUCUCAGAAAACUGCCCCUUCAUUCAGAGCAUCGAUGUAACAUCAUCUGGUUGUGUAACCGACCGCAGCAUACCGUGCCUACUUAAUUGUAAGCAGCUGAAAGAGCUGCAGUUGCAUCGAACGUCUGUUUCGGUAUCGGGGCUUGCCAAGCUAAUCAGCGGCCUGCCGAGGCUGCAAAAUAUCGGCAAGUGUGAUGAAUUCCGUCACAUCAUCGUCUACAUCUACCAAAGUGAAAUCAACUGUGGACCUUUCGAGCUGAGGAACAUACAGACUAGGGACUUGUCUACGGAAAGUCUGCGACUGCUGGUGGAAAUGUUCCCCAAAGUGGAAUACAUUUCGCUGUUCCACGACAUGCAAGUGGCGGAUUUGUCGGUGCUGGUCUCUCUAGUCCGCUUGAGGGAACUCAAGCUGCUCUCAUGCGCUUUUUAUGGAGACUCCUUGAAGCAGCUCCUGGAAAUUGCCGGGCGCAACUUCACUCACAUCCACUUGGAGCACGUGGAAGAAAUGGACUUCAACGUUCUAGGCGUGAUAGGCAACUACUGCCCGAAACUGAAAAGUCUGGUUUUUUACAAUUGUGAUCUGCGAUCGGCCUUGGUAGCAAACAACCGAAUUCUGGAGCCUUUACAAGCCCACCCGUUUUACAAUUUAGAGCGCAUUUUUUGGGUGGUAGAUAGCAGCACGAGCUAUUUGGAAUUCAUCCUGUCUCAUGCCGUUAACAUUCGGUACAUCCAUUUGGGCUCUUCAUCGGGAAUCACUCACUCGAGUAUGGUGAACAUUCUGCGGAUCAACCCGAUGAAGCACUUAGAGGAGCUCAGGGUGCUUUAUAGUAGCGACAUGAACAUGAGAACGGUUGAACUGCUGUUGGCCAGUUGUACUAGUCUGAAGGUGCUUUCGGAGCUGGAGAGUUGGCAGGGUAUUUCCAUUGAAGAACUGAAUAGCUUUAGACAUCAGAUCAAGUCCAGCAACUUUGAUUUGGAUAUCAGCCCCACUCUGUCUUUUUCCAGUUGCUAGCUGAGUUGGAAAAUUUAGAUCAUUUUGCAUGGUUUUUUUUGUUUUAAUCGUUUAGUUUUAACUGGGAAAUUGGUGGGAAGCAAAAACUCAACUAUAUUCUUGUACCUCGUUUGUGUGGUUGUAUGCGUUUUCGAUUGCUUAAGUUAAAGCAGAACAAUAAAUGUAUAUAUUUUCAAAA